AUGAACGACUUGAUAAUCAUCACCAGCCUCUGGGUCUUUGUGGCAAAGCAAGAGCAUCUGUGGCUGAAGAACAACACCCACGGAAGCAUGCAAGAGGUGUCUUUUUUGGCAUACGUCCGUAGCACUACGAAUAUCAGAUGGCGCAAUACUCUGAGUCUCUAUUCUUUGACCCAGAGCCCGGGCGGUCUCGACGACGGCGCCAACGCUACCGGUCGAGAUUGUCGUGAAACAGACCUGACAACUGAGCGGCGGUCGCUCACCACGGAGGUGUGUCCCAGUUGGGAAAAUGCUAGUCGCUCCUCCGAAAGGCAAAACGGAAUCACAGCAGCGAUGAGCACCACAGGUGUGUCAGGCAAAGGUUGGACUUUAAGAGCUGGGCCGGGUGCGGCACAGGGGGGCUGCUAUUGCUCAUCUUUGGCAUUCCUCCGCGGAUUGUCCACCUUCUACCCCCAUUCAGAGUUUGUCUCUGAGCAGCGGCUUUUCCGGACCGGUUGUGGAUCGACCAUCGUCUGUUCUGGCCUGCCUGUUCACAAUUCCACCGCCCUGCUUGUGGUGAGCUCCGGAUGUGCCAGGCACGGAACGGCACAAGUAGGCGGCUUGAGCAUCAGCCAGUUGCAGGUACUGUUCGACACGGUUUUGGCAGAGGGUGCAGUAGUGAAGGCUGACCGUGAGGUACCUGAAUGGAGUACUGGUCAGCCCCGCGUAAGAAACAGAGUUUUGAUCCAAAACCUAGACAGCUUGUGUGGCUUCCACAUGGUUAUCAUUUUUGGAAACCCCAUCUCACUCAUUGCUGACAACGACCGACGACAAAAGUCAGAAAGAAGGGCUCUGCUCCGUGGAAAACCGGGGCGAGUCAGGAUUCGACGGCCCACCGGUUCCCACCUGUUCCACCGAGGACAAGCAGGAACCAACAGUGCCACGGCAGACGCGGCGGUGAACCGAAUUCCAUCAUUGAGCAACCCACUCGGACUGAGCAAUGAGAACCAACCCUCGUCCGUUACUGAGGUGGCCAGUAAACUCUAUGCUCCCUCAGCUCUCGAGUGCGGAGAGUUGACGGAAGACAUCACCGUCAGGACCCACGCAAGAUGCCGUGGCACCGUUCCGCACUUCGAUUUCCGCUCACGGGGUAGAGAUUCGUCUCAAGGGUCUGGAUGGCUCUACAGACUUCGGGAGAUUGUGGGCGGGUCGGCUUCGACGGGAAGCACAUCGCGGCCACCGACCAAAGCUCUCACCAUCGCGUGGCCAGGCCCGGUCAACCAGCCUUCGAUCGGCCACAUUCCGUUUAAAGCCGUGGCCGUGCCGGAGACCUGCGUCACCUUAUCAAUCUGGGAUAUCAUGACCGGCUGGGAAUCCCCUCGCGGAGUCGGUCCAACUAAGGCAGUAGCUCGGCCGUGGGGUUUUGACGUUUGGUGCUCAACCACAGCCCUCCCGGAAGAACAUUCAGUAGCGCUGUUUGCUACAUGCGCUUGGACAACGCUUUGCUCCUCGCUUGUCUUGCAUCCGCUGUAUGUCAACAACAACUCUUUCAUCCGUUCCAGUCUCCACGCCAAGGCCAUCUCCGGGCCCUUGACUUCGGGCAUGACGUUUCGACGAUGGCAAGAUUCAGCAAAACUUUGGAUCAUUCCCACACACUCGGGAUGCCGUCUGUUGGUCAUCAUGCCGUUCACAUCCGGUACCAUUUUGUAUCGAAGCAAAUUCUAUUCAGCCAAGCCAACUGUAUUAUACAAUUAUCGGCACAAAGUUUACAACCUUUGCGGAAUGCUGUUGGAUGCUGCCAUGCUGGUCUAA
Molecule: messenger RNA, 1788 nt
Organism: Colletotrichum lupini
Lineage: Eukaryota; Fungi; Ascomycota; Sordariomycetes; Glomerellales; Glomerellaceae
Exons: 11
Coding region: 1-1788 (595 amino acids)
Source: RefSeq, a predicted model, not a curated record